Molecule: messenger RNA, 1094 nt
Organism: Anopheles bellator
Lineage: Eukaryota; Metazoa; Arthropoda; Insecta; Diptera; Culicidae
Product: luciferin sulfotransferase-like
Exons: 3
Coding region: 77-1042 (321 amino acids)
Biological process (GO): sulfation
Cellular component (GO): cytoplasm
Molecular function (GO): sulfotransferase activity
Source: RefSeq, a predicted model, not a curated record
GGCGCAGGGCAUCUCACUGAUAACGGGUGGAACCUUCCGUUGGGAGAGUAGGUUCUCGGAUCACUCGUCGGGCAGAAUGUCGUUCGAAUACACGGAAAUAACGGAUCCCCUGUACGUGGACAAUCGAGAGGCGAAUGGUGAGGAGGAUUUCGUGAUGGUUCGUGCCAAGGAGUUAAGCGACGUGCCGAUUUCCAUCCCCAACUGGCAACCGGAGGCUCACUGCUACACCAAGAGAUUUCUUAGUUACGAAAAGGAACUGGUGGACGCUCCGGUUUACGAGGACGAUGUGUGGGUUGCUUCGUACCCAAAAAGUGGAACCACCUGGUGCCAGGAGAUGGUUUGGUUGCUUUGUAACGAUCUCAAUUUCGAAGCUGCCCGGGCUGAAAGUUUACGCACGCGGUAUCCGUUCCUCGAGAUUAGCUUGAUUCACGACGUUCCGGGCAGCUCGUUUGAACGGGCUCGCGAGACACGGCGGCCACGUUUCAUCAAGACGCACCUGCCCGUUUCGAUGCUUCCGAAGGCCUACUGGACGGUGAAACCGAAAACGUUGCACAUCCGCCGGAACCCGAAGGCGGUGGCCCUUUCCUACUACCAUCACUCGCGCGGCUAUUUCUACCGCGGCACGAUGGAGAACUUCAUUCAAUCGUUUAUCCGCGAGCACCACUUCUACUCACCGUUCCACGCGCACGUGAUCGAAUACCACGAGCUGCGGGGGUGCGAAAACGUGCUGCACCUUUCGUACGAGGACAUGAAACGGGAUCUGCCCGCGGCCGUUGGUCGGGUUUGUCGGUUUUUGGGCAAAUCGUACAGCGAGGCCCAGCUGGGGCCGCUGUACCAACACCUUUCGUUUGAAUCGAUGCGAGAAAACCGGGCCUGCAACUACGAGGAUCCAGAUAACCCGCGGGAUCAGGAUAAUCGAUUUAUUCGGAAGGGUCAAGUGGACAGCUGGAAGGAGGAACUACCGGAGGAUUUAGUUGAAGCGCUCGAUCGUUGGACGCUUGAGAAGGUGCCGAACGCGGAGCAUAGGAAACUGUUCGCUUAGGGGGGGCCUAGGUGGUGUGUAACUGUUACUUUCGGUUGAUACAAAAUAAAAU